This is a messenger RNA of Solanum dulcamara, 1884 nucleotides long. Its product is annotated as regulatory protein NPR5-like. Gene Ontology annotation, molecular function: protein binding. The transcript is spliced from 2 exons. Lineage: Eukaryota; Viridiplantae; Streptophyta; Magnoliopsida; Solanales; Solanaceae. Gene Ontology annotation, biological process: plant organ development. Bases 243 to 1709 code for a protein of 488 amino acids. The record is from RefSeq and is a predicted model, not a curated record.
CAUAAAAAUAUCUAAUCACACAACACAACAGAAGAAACACCAUAGGUAGAGAAUCUCACAACAAAUAACAUGUACUGUUGAUAAGUACUACUUAGCUUCUCUUCAUCAUCUAAUUACAUAGAAAGAAAAAACAAUACAAAUAUAUCCACCAAAUGAAGUAAAAGCCACUAAGCUUUUUCCUAUUACACCUUCAAAUUUUUCACUAUCUUUUUUCCUCACUAUUUUUUUUUCCACAAAUUAAUAUGACUCCUGAAGAUUCCUUAAGAACCCUCUCUUUAGAUUAUCUAAAUCUCCUCAUCAAUGGUCAAGCUUUUAGUGAUGUUACUUUUAGCGUUGAAGGCCGUUUAGUACAUGCUCAUAGAUGCAUCUUAGCUGCAAGGAGCCUCUUCUUUCGCAAAUUCUUUUGCGGGCCGGAGUCGUCUUCUAUUUCCGGCCCGCGGUUGGGCUCGUUCGGCGCUGGCGGGCUAGCCUCGUUGUCGAGGGGUCCAACAACAAGUUGUUCACAGGUGAUACCUGUGAACACGGUAGGGUAUGAGGUGUUUUUCUUGAUGUUGCAAUUUUUGUAUAGUGGACAAGUUUCAAUUGUGCCACAAAAACUUGAACCAAGGCCUAAUUGUGGUGAAAGAAGCUGUUGGCAUACACAUUGCACUGCAGCCGUUGAUCUUGCACUUGAUACACUUACAGCCGCUAGAUCUUUUGGUGUUGAACAACUUGCUUUGCUCACUCAGAAGCAUUUGGUAAGCAUGGUGGAGAAGGCAUCAAUUGAGGAUGUGAUGAAAGUUUUAAUAGCUUCAAGAAAACAAGACAUGCAUCAACUUUGGACUACUUGUUCCCAUUUGGUUGCAAAAUCAGGCCUUCCACCAGAAAUCCUAGCGAAACACCUCCCUAUUGAUGUUGUAGCCAAAAUUGAAGAUCUCCGUCUCAAAUCCUCCAUAUCACGGAGAUCUUUAAUCCCUCAUCAUCAUCACCACCACCAGCAUCAGAUGUCCUCGAACAUUGAGCUCGAGGAGCAGAAGAUCCGACGAAUGAGACGAGCGCUAGACUCGUCGGACGUUGAACUUGUCAAACUUAUGGUAAUGGGAGAAGGCCUAAAUCUUGAUGAAUCGCUCGCCUUACAUUAUGCCGUUGAAAAUUGCAGCCGCGAAGUUGUGAAAGCCUUACUCGAGCUCGGCGCAGCUGAUGUUAAUUAUCAGGCCGGGCCGAGCGGUAAAAGCCCGUUACAUUUAGCGGCCGAAAUGGUCUCACCCGACAUGGUUGCGGUUUUACUAGAUCAUCAUGCUGACCCGAAUGUUCAAACAGUGGAUGGGACCACUCCUCUCGAUAUUCUCCGAACCCUAACUUCGGAUUUUUUAUUCAAAGGUGCUAUCCCGGGUCUAACUCAUAUCGAACCGAAUAAGUUAAGACUUUGCCUCGAGCUCGUUCAAUCCGCCGCGAUGGUAAUUUCCCGAGAGGAAGGGGAAGCGCAUAAUAAUCCGUCUUCGGAGAACAUGUAUACACAUGUUCGCGAAGAUCAUAGUUCGAGUACGAGCAGUGGAAACAACUUAAAUUUGGAUUCAAGAAUGGUGUAUUUAAAUCUUGGUGCAAAUGUAGCUCAUCAUCAAAUGGCAUGCAAAAUGAAUACUAAUGAAGGUGAUCAUGAUUGCAGAAGUAGCCACAGUAAUCAGAAUCCAUCAACAAUGUACCACCAUCAUCAUUCUCAUGAGUAUUAAUUUAUUAAUUAUUUAGCCAUUUUUAUGUUUCAAAAAAUACUUUUUUUUUGUUUUGUGUUUCUAUCUCUUUUUGAUGAACUCUUCUACUUUACAGAGAGAUAAGUUGUCUAUAAUUUCAUGGAUUUUAGAAACACAAAAAGCAAAAAGGUUGAUUACCAAGAAAUUAAUUAAUUAA